This is a messenger RNA of Camarhynchus parvulus, 2590 nucleotides long. RefSeq names its product F-box and WD repeat domain containing 5 (gene FBXW5). Gene Ontology annotation, molecular function: protein binding. Bases 279 to 1967 code for a protein of 562 amino acids. Gene Ontology annotation, cellular component: SCF ubiquitin ligase complex; Cul4-RING E3 ubiquitin ligase complex. The transcript is spliced from 8 exons. Gene Ontology annotation, biological process: protein ubiquitination. The record is from RefSeq and is a predicted model, not a curated record. NCBI's taxonomy places the organism in Eukaryota, Metazoa, Chordata, Aves, Passeriformes, Thraupidae.
CGCGCCGUGGCCCGCGACGAAUUCCUGUGGAAGGAGCUUUUCUACCGCUACUACCGCGUGUCCCGGGACGUGCCGCGGCACCCAGGUGCGCUCCGGGCCGCGGGGCUCCUCGGGGGCCGGCGCCUGCCGUGAGCCCGCCACGGAGCCCGCGCUCCCCUCGCUCUGCCCGCCGCUGCCGGGUGCUGGAAGCCCCGAACCGCGGUGCCUCAGCUGUGCCACAGAGCCCUGGGCUGAGAUGUGCACGGAAAGGCCUCUGGGUCUGCCCAGACCCUUCAGAAAUGGGGGUCCAAGGGCUGAAAAUGCUUUGCCUUUCCCUUCUUUUCACAGAAACGUUUCCUGAGCUCUCUAGGCAGGUGCUCUCUGUAGCUGCUGUCCAAGGAGAUCCCGGCAGUUGCAGUGCUGUCUCGUGGUACGAUGAGUUCCAGAGGCUCUACGACACCAUCCCUUGUGUGGAGGUGCAGGCCCUGAAGGAGCAUAAUGACCAAGUUUUGCACCUGAGCUUCUCCCACUCUGGCUGCCUGUUUGCAUCAUGCUCCAAAGACUGCACGGUCAAGAUCUGGAGCAAUGAGCUGGACAUCGCCCUGCAGCACAGCUCCAACAUGAGGCCGUACAACUGGAGCUACACUCAGUUCUCCCAGUUCAACUCCGAUGACUCCCUCCUGCUGGUAUCCGGUGUCUUUGUGGGGCCUCACAACUCCUCCUCGGGGGAGAUUGCUGUCAUCAGCAUGGAGAACUUCACGCUGCUUUCCAGGGUGAGGAAUAAGCCCUAUGAUGUGUUUGGCUGCUGGCUGAACGAAACCAACUUGAUAUCAGGCAAUCUGCAUCGGAUUGGACGCAUAACCUCCUGCUCAGUGCUGUGGCUGAACAAUGCUUUCCAGGGUAUUGAGUCUGAGAAUGUGAAUGUAGUGAAGAGACUGUUCAAAAUCCAGAACCUGAAUGCCAGCACCAUCCGGACCGUGAUGGUGGCUGACUGCAGCCGCUACGAUUCCCCGGAUCUGCUCCUGGACUACGAGGAGCAGCUGGCUGCUUCCUCCACCUGCCCAGUCUUUGAUCUCGGCAGUGACAGUGAGGAAGAAGGGGCCAAGCCCAAGCCGCCUCCGGAGCCAGCCGUACAGGAAUUGCCAGAUGCCGGGGGUGUGCCAGCAGAGCAUGGGCUGCAGCAGCUCUUUGAUGGGAUCGUGGAGGGCCACGUGAGGCCUGCCAUGACCGAGACGGAGCUGGAGACAAAGGUGGCCGAGCUGUUUGUGCGAAACAGAACUAAACCGCCCGAGCCAAACCUGCUCCCCACAGACAGCAACAGCAAGACAAAGUACUUGAUCUUCACCACAGGAUGCCUCACCUACUCCCCGCACCAGAUAGGGAUUAAAAGGAUCCUGCCCCAUCAGAUGACGACCGCAGGGCCAGUGCUGGGGGAGGAGCGGCGCUCAGAUGAGUUCUUUGACUCCCUGGAUCACGUCAUCGACAUCCAUGGGCACAUCAUCGGCAUGGGCCUCUCCCCUGACCACCGGUACCUGUAUGUGAACAGCCGGGCCUGGCCACGGGACUGCGUCAUUUCAGAUCCGAUGCAGCCGCCUCCCAUCGCUGAGGAGAUCGACCUGCACGUGUUCGACCUGAAGACCAUGAAGGAGGUGAAGCGAGCGCUGCGCGCACACCGCGCCUACACACCCAACGAGGAGUGCUUCUUCAUCUUCCUGGACGUCAGCAGGGACUUUGUAGCGAGUGGGGCAGAGGAUCGACACGGCUACAUCUGGGACCGGCACUACAACAUCUGCCUGGCCAAGCUGCAGCAUGACAAUGUGGUGAACUCAGUGGCAUUCAGCCCAGUGGAGCAGGAGCUGCUGCUGACAGCCAGUGAUGACACCACCAUCAAGGUGUGGCGGUCCCCACGGGCCAUGCGCAUCCGGCAGGCCAGGAGGCCCCGGCCCAGGAAACUGCUCUUCUCCUGGCUCUUGAACCAGAAAAGCUGAACCUAGGUACAUCUGCUCCUGCAGCUUCCUCACUGCAGCACCUCCUUCUGAGCUCACAGAGCCCUGAGCCCUGCACAGAGAUGAGCUCUAGGCACACAAAUCCUACGGCUGAGCCAGGAGGGGCCCUGGCAGCGGGAAUCGCCUCCUCCUUGAAGCAUCGCCUUCAGACAGGACAUAAGAGCUGGGGCCCUGUUGUGGUUCUGUUGGGCAGCAGCUGAGCUGGUCACUGCAGGGUGGGCUCCCACAGCUUCUCACCAGCAUUGCUACUUGGGCAUAGCUCUCUGGGUGAGCUCUGGGCACAGGGGACACUGAGGCACGUUCAGUGUAGGUCUGUGUGAGCUGGGGACGUGGCCAGACACACUGGGAGCUGCCAGCUGCAGACUGCUUGGCAGGAGCCAUGGUGCAGCUGUGCUGCCUGACUGCAGGACUCUUAAUACUGGCAUUUUAUUAAUGUGUGUUUGUCCCAAAGCUCCAAGGGCAACUCGUCUGGCUGCUCUGGAAUGUCAAGUGCCUCUUCCCCAUGGCACCUCUGCCCAAGAGGGCAGCAGGAACGGGGGGCAGUGAGGGGGCAGCAGGGCCAGGGCUGGGAGCCCGACUGGCCCCAGGGUCUGUGUAUUGGUAUU